GCUCGCAGUUUCGCGCGAUACUCCGUGAACAGAGGCCUUGUUCAGCCUGGCGAGCGUAUUCGCGUCGUAAACGCGGAGUCGAGCGGUGUCGCGUGCUCGCACAUGAAAGAACGCUCGAACCGGCGAUUCGAGGCCGGUGAGUUCGAGGUAUCUCGACGUUCGCGCGCGAAAAGAGGCACCCCGGACUCUCUCGUCGUCGUCGUGAAAUCGCGACGUGACGUGAGAUGCAUUUCCUCAGCGUGACUCAGAGAAUUCGACUGACCGGUGUCACGUUGCUUCCUCAUCGCCUCCGUGAUCUGGGAAUAAUAUCGUUAACUGUGUUAAUUUGGCACGCGCGACUGACGUGACGUGACGAAGUGACUUCGCGGAUCACGUAAAUGCCGCCGUUGUUUUCACUCGGAAACUUAUGCUCCGGUCGAGAGAAGCUAGGUCGGAGUGGUUAGAAAACACCGCUUCUUCCCGAACGUUCGCGCUGUGUGCAUAUAGUAAAAUUUAAUUAACCGGCCAGAAUAAUGCGUCACGUUGGUCCCCAAAGUUCUAAACAUUGUUACGCUGCAUUAUUCGCGACUUAUUUCUCCGGAGGCUCCGGAGAGUUCCCGAGAGCGCUGUCGAAACGUCCAUGAGAGAGAAAGAAAACGUCGAAUUUCGGAGAAAUGAUAUUCCUCACGGAUUUCGCUUGAGUAUAUCGAUACUUUCAGGAAUGUUGAUUGUGUUUGAGUCACGGAGUCUCAAUAAUCUCAAUAAUAUACGAGUAAUUCCGCCGAAAUUAAGCGCAAAGUUCGGCCGAUUGAAUGUAAAUCCUAGUGACGCGUCGCUCGGGAAAUCAACAAUCGGUCGAUCGCAGUUCUCAUUCCGAUAAAGCUCGACCGAUACGAUAUCUAGGUUGGCGCAUAUAAUUAACUCGUCGCUCUGGCAUGUACGGAUGACCCACUCGCGCGGAAAACGGUCAUGCACUCUAAAUACAUCGGUCGCGGACGCUUUUAACCCUUUGUCCGAAAAGCAUUUCGAGCUGUAUACCAUUCACUACAUUAUAAAGAGAAUGCCCUCCCUCUCUUCAUUGUGCUUCCUUUUAUUUGCGGGCACACCUUUCGGCCCACUUUAUAUCGGAUAAAACUGACCCCGAUAAUUCAGCGAAGCUUUCGAAGCACAAAUUUCGAAAAUAGAAUUCUCGAAGGUAGAAUUUUCAGGUCGUAAAUGAUCAAGAAUCUUCGAGACUGCAUUCGUUGAUACGUACUUUUUCAUUAAGACAUAUUAAAGGGAUGCUGGAAUCGAUCGUAAAUUACAAAAAUAUCGAUAAGGUAAAGACGAUUGUCAUUGAGACAAUCCUUUUCGUGCUCUUUGCACAUAUAAGUCUCAAGUAAAUAUGUAUUGCUUUGUAUUAUCAUAUAAACAUUUAAUGGAAAACCUAAUUACUAAUAUAUGUAGAAAUCUUUCUGCAGACUUUUCCGAUAUUUAGGUUUCUACAUUCCGAUGUAAAGAUUUUUUGAAAAUUUUCUGAGUGAACUUGCAUUCAGUAUAAGUUAUAAACAAGUACAAGCUAUAGAUCUUUUGUGUCAGAUGACUUACUUUAACUGACAGCGUCUAACUAAUUUACACUUGGAAUAUUAACUUUGAAAUUUUGUAUCGUUUUUUUCAUAUAUUGAGCAACGCUCCAAUUCAUUCUCGCACAUAUUUUUAUCGCGUAAGAGAACUUGUAAUUCUGUGCAACCAAUACAACGUAAGCUUUGCAGAAAACAAAGUCGAUAAAUUUUCCAAAUGUGGCAUCCUCUUAAAAGAGAGUUUGAAAGAAUAAUAGGUCGAUAAAAUUUCGUCAGAAAAGAAUAAGUCUCCUAGUUUUUCUUUCUUCAAACAAAGGUUGAAAACGCGUCGAGACAUUGGAGCGUCAUGUGAAGACGAGCCUUUACGGAACGCACGUGCAAAACUUCAGUUCCCAGUAGCGAUUCAAUGCAACGUGUGCAUGAUAUAUGGUGAAUCAACGGACGAGAAAGCCGCGGUUAGUCCUUUUCCAGACGACGCAUCUCGUCUGUUCAAAGAUGACGCGCGCGUGUAACAGCGACUUAAGGCGCGAAAAUAGAGCCUGUGCAAGCGGUGUUGGUCGUUGUCGCCGUCGUCGUUUGACGGUGGCCCGCACGAACGCUACGCGGCUACGUGUUUAGUCUUUAACUGGAAGCAUCCGCGCAAAGAGCGAGUCGCGGCGUGUCGGUACCGAGGAGUUCGGGAACGACGCGCGGGUCGCGCGAGCACGAGAGGAAUUAAUUUUGGGGAGAGCGAAAGGUCACGACAGAGCAGGAAACAACUCGCAGGAAACGUCGUCAACAGGAAUCGAACUGACAACGACAGCAGUUGCCGGGAAACACGAGACGCGGAUGAAUCUGACGAACGGAACGAUCGGAUUUGAGGUCUCGUCGGCCGUCGGUUCGACGAUCGUUGAAGGAGCCAAGGGAGAACUCAACAUUCCGUGAUUAAAGAAGUUUUUUCAAGAGAAAGAAAGAGAGAGAGACAGAAAGAAAGAGAUAAAUUGCCGGUAGAAUGGAACCGAAAAGAAAUUGUCGAUCGACGAUAGACAUGCUCGAGAAAUCCACGACGGACAAUCCACGAUUGAGGGAAUUGUCGGUCAUGUCGAUACAAAAGACGGGAACCUUCGAGAUUUUGACGAGACAGACGAUGGCUUGGUGUCGUUACUGGGUGCAAACGUUUUCCAUUAGAAUGACAUUGAACAACAUCGGCUUAUUGACGGUGUUCCUCGCGAUAGUGUUGCCGCGAUCAUUCAUUUACAGGCUCGUAUAUCCGAUUUUCAGAUUGGUCUUCGGCACUCUGUAUCCGGCGUACGCGUCUUACAAGGCGGUGCGCACGAAGAACGUCAAGGAAUAUGUCAAAUGGAUGAUGUAUUGGAUCGUGUUCGCGCUGUUCACAUGCGCGGAAACGUUCACCGACGUCUUCUUUAGUUUCUGGUUUCCGUUUUACUAUGAGAUUAAGAUCAUCUUGGUACUCUGGCUGCUAAGUCCGGCCACUAAGGGCUCCAGUAUCCUUUACCGACGCUUCGUGCAUCCGGCGUUAAUCCGCCGCGAGGCUGAGAUCGACGAGGCCCUCGCACGCGCGACAGAACAGGGCUACACGGCGGUUUUACAUCUCGGUACUAAGGGCGUAAAUUAUGCCACUACGGUCCUCAUGCAGACCGCAAUCAAGGGCGGCGGCGGGCUGGUGCAACAAUUGAGGAAAAGUUACAGCCUCAGCGACCUGACCGGCGAGAAGGAGGACGAAAAUAGAAACACACCCGACACGCACGACGAGACGGACAUGCAAGCGGAACCUCGUCGAAGAGAACACGUCGGCAGGAGGGGCUACAGCCCGCGCAGGACCCAGUCCAGCAGCAAUCGUGUAGAGAUGUAUUUUUCCGAAGUGGAUGUCGACGUUCGACAGCCAAGGCCUAGAGAACCCAUAGCUAGUUUAACAAAUAUAAGGUCUUCGGACGACAUAUCUAGUGGAUACAGCAGCGGCGAGGCGCUACAGUCUCAUCGCGCGACCUCUCAGGGUGAUUCGUUAGUGAGAACGUCGAGCGUGGGUGCGAGAACGCGUGUGAAGCCUCGUUCCACCACGAAGAAGACGCCAGAAGACAGGGACGAGGAUUUCGACCGCAUCGAUCGUUCACCUCCCGAAAACACGUCCCUCCCGUCGUCCCUGAAUGUCCUCACUCCCGAACAAGCCGUCGAGCUUUUGCUGUUGCUUUCUCAGAAUCAAUCGAAAGAUCGUCAGACUCCCGAGUGCAUCGUGACGCGCGUUGAUAAGUCCGAGAAAACCGCGAGCGCAAAUCGAUCCGCGGUGAAAAUAGACGAGAGCGAGCCGCCGCCGUCGUCGUCAUCGUCGUCAUCGUCGUCGUUGUCGACGAUGGAAUUGAGCGGCGAAUUCGUCGACGCGGACUCGCCUCGAGUGAACGUGCAAACGGUGCAGACUAUAGAGAUCGAGAAUAUCUCGACGGAAAAUUUAUCGAUAGGCACGCUGACGAAGAACAGCUCGCCGGAUCAAGUGGAUCCGGAUACUUUCGUGAGAGAAACUGAUCUGCGACAGAAUGAACCGCCAAUUGAAUAUACCGACGACGACAAGGUGAAGGGCGAUAGAGCGGUCUCUUCUUCAUCCCCGACGAAGCCCGACGUAGGUGUCGAUCUCAUGACUGACGAGAUCUGCCAGCAAAGAUUCGACGAGCUCAAGCAGCUGUUGGACGAUGCGCACAAAGCGGUGACUGGCAUUGUGUCUUCACGAGAAAGCCUGAAUGCGAUUGAGCAAGGUAAGGAAGACGACGCGAGCGUGCCGGGAACGCGAGCUGACGAUUCGUCGUCGAGCACUCGCGCUCACGAUGUCGCUACACCUCAGCGUUCCGUCACACCGAGCUCUUUGAGUUGCAAUCUCGACGAUGAUAACCGCGCCGGAAAGUAUCAUAAGAAACCCGCGCCGAGAGCGCCACUGGCAAGCCAGGAAGACGGCGUUAACGAGACCGAGUCUGAGAACGCUCUGAAGGCUACCUUGGUUAUUAAAACCGGAACGUUGAGAACGUUUUCUAACGCGGACGUCACGAAGGAUGUUUUUCUGACACACACGCCGGACACCUCGACGAAGAGGAAGAAGAAGUCCGGCAGGCUGCGCGCUAAGGAGAGCUUCUCUAAGUUAUUAACGAUCCCGAAGAAUAUCUUUCAUAGCGCCUUCCACAAGGAGCAGAACGAGUCUUCCUCCAAAGAGGAGGAUUCCAGCUCCACGCAGACCAGCCGCUCGGCGUCGCGGUCGAAUAGCGUCGGAUCUCAAGUGUUCGUGGACGCAUCUACAAAAUGGUCAAGCUCCUCGAAGCAGGAAGUCGAUGUGGAAGAAAUCCCGCUGAGACCGGAGCGCGAUGGCGAUGCCGAGGGCCCCGAUAAGAAUAUUGAUUCUGAAAGAGCUGAUCCUCGGAUUGCAAGUUCGAAUAAAGUCGGGACAGAUCCUAACAAAAUUGGAAACGACAAGGUGGAUGAAGGCGCGGCGAAAAAUACAGAGAAGUUCGAGGAGAUAAGCGUCAGAAAUAAAUCCAAUUUGGAGAUUCAUGAGAUGUCGCGAUCGGCCCGCGAUGGCAGAAAAGAGAUAAUCACCGACAUUAUUUAAGAGCGCUUCGCUACAGAUUCAUAUUUGGACGCGUAAAAUAAUUAAUGGCGUGUACCCGUUUUGUCUGAUGUAUACUUCGAAAUACGAGAAGAGCUUGUUCCUCCUCUCCCACCUCAUUUCCCGUACCUCACUUUGUCUUAAUUGGAAAUCCAGGCAGAAGAGAUGGACUGAUCCGUCUAAGAUCGUAUGAACUAGUUUCUGAGUGUCUUGAUAAUCCACGGAUUAACUCCGGCUCCCUUAAUUGUAACACGUAAUCUGCCCCCCGCAUGAUUGUUAAUUUCUGACAUGGCGUAUUAUAUAACACGACUAAUCUCUAUUUCUGAAACUUCAACGAACGGAUAUUCGCUUGUUCGAGAUAGAAAAGCUGUGCUCUGAUGCUUGAAGUACUCUACUACGGACUUUUCUGUACGGACCAGAUGCGCCUGUCGCGAAUCAAUUCUUAACUCUUCGAUUUCCGGAAUGCUAAGUGCGCUUGUCUCCCUCCCCCUUUAUAUUUCGCGCGGUCUACUAAUCAGUUUCUGACUGAAACGCGACUGAAAUGACAAGAGACACGGGCUGAUUACGUCGCCUGAGUUUCACGCCAGACGCGACAGAAUUGACAAUAAUAUUGUGUUUUCGUGUAUUUCAGAUAACGAGCUUCGCUACCUUGCCUCGUAGUAAGAAGACUAGUAAGAAGAAAGUGGCAUGAAACCUGUCUGCUGCUGACCACAUCAAGGAAUAAGACCAACUUCUCUUCCUCGAGGAAGUAAGAAAAUCUUCGGUGUGCGAAUCUAAUUUUGCACGAGCGGAUUCACACGGGCACACACGGGUCAGCAGCGAUUCAUCGAUUAGGCGAAACGCGCGAUGUGUAUACCACUAAAUGUCUCGAGCACUAGUAUUUCUCCUGACUCAGCCUCUACGACUGCAUCAAUUUAAUUUUUGGAUCGUUAAUCUUUCAUUGUAAGAAGGAAAAUUCAGUCUCUCUCUUUCUCUCUCUCUCUCUCUCCUCUCGCCUUGAUUUAUUCUCGAGCUUAGCGAAUGCGCACGAGACAUUGCGAUAGCCUCUCAUCAUUUUCCCGGAGGAGAGAGAGUAUAAAUAUAUUUUUAAUCGGGAGCUCCGAUGGCCGGGUCGCGAUAACACCGUUGCUCACAGUCAUCCUAAAAUAUUAUUACGUUCGAUAAUUUCCCCAUAUAUAUCUAUCCUAUAAACCAUGUGAGUGAGUUCUAGCUUUUAUAUGGUAACGUUUCGAUAGUGCUGGUAGGGAGAACUUGAUACAUAUUGCACGCAGUAUAUCUGCUUACGGAUAGGCUUUGAUUAUAACGUAAUGAAACUUGCCAUACUUGCGGUGUAGUCACGAACGACGUAGAAAAUAACGACUCGUUCCUGCGAACGAAAUCAACGCGACGACGGCGACGAUGACGACGAUGAGAGGACGUGAGAUGUGAUCGUCGCGGAAACGAUCGAGGAGUCUUGCGACUGUAAAAUCACGUAGAACAACUUUGAUAAUAUUCUAAUCGAACAAAUUAAGUCUAGUCAACGGAGAAAAUGAAUAGAAACUCAGGCCGUACUGAAAUAGUGCCACGCGAUUGCCCGCAAUUCCCCUUUGUUACCGAAUAGUAAUCGCUCGACGGACUGUGUUUAAUAACUACAAUUGUGCGGUGUGCGUCCCGAAAGAUUGUGCGAAUUGUAUUAACUUCAAUUGUAUUUCGCGGAAGUUCGAAAGCUCGAAGAGCGGCGUAUCGAGAAGCGUAGGGAAGUAAUGUGAUCCAGCGCGUAAGGACCAACGAUUCGUCGAAAGUUAAUUUGUGAAGAAAUACUAGAAAUAUCGUUAAUGUUUUGUGAAAAGAUUACUAUGUUUUUCGUGCACUUGCAACCUCCGAAAACGAAGCUUAAUUAAACACUUUGAUAGUGAGUAUCUUACGACACUGGCUGUACUUCUAACUUCUCUUCGUAUCGGUUUUGUCGCGUUCGUAAUUUAGAAUUUAUCUUGCUUGACUCGUAACGCACGAAGUAAACGUUCACCUCGACUAAUUUUCACGAUUAUAUUCAUCUCGUAUAUCAGGCGUUAUAUAUUCUUUGACACGAAUUUUCUAGAGUUUCCGAGUUUCAACUUUAUGCUUAUGAAUCUCCUAGAGGCCAAUUAACUCUACUUUUUGUAGAUUCCUCAAUUUUGUAAACUUAAUUGAUCACAUAUAUCCUCUGAUGCUAAAAUUAAGAAAUUACAAAAAAAAGUGGAAUAGUUUGGCUUCUAAGAGAUUCAUAUAUACUUAAAGUUGAAAAUCAUGCGAACAAUCUUGUGAUGGUAGGCAUAUAUGACACCUGGUGUACGAUAUAUUGUUUCAUUACAGCGAGCGAUUUCAUCGUACGCCGUAGAAGACUUACGCACAAGAGCUAUGAUUGCUUCGAAUUUAGUUAGUACUCGGAUAGUAGAAAUCCCUAAAAGUCGUUUUAAAAACACUUAAAAAACGCCUAAAGAAAUAGUACAUUUUUUAGACGUCUUAACGUCUUUUAGAAGUUUCCGUUACCUGAGUAUGCGUUUACGGAUUCGUACAUAUAGUUUAUCGUGCCGUACUGUAAAUGUUCAUUGUGUAGUUUAGACAAAAUUAACAAUAAUGUGAAUAUAAAAAGGAAAAAAAAAGGAGAAAGAAUAAGUAACGACGCGGGACGUGGCGUUAAUUUAUAUUAGUUGAACACUCGACGAGCGAGAUACUCGAUUUGUUACUUGACUAACGAUUGUUAAUUUUACGUGUAUAUGUUCUAAGCGAAGUUCACGAUGUAUAAUCGAUAAAGUAAAAUGUAGCAAAUACUCCGAUUCACACCGCAAUGUAAAAAUCAUGUAAAUGCGAUCGAUACGAAGGAAUAAUUGUAUCGUUAUUGAUGCGGGAUAGAUAUUUUUAUCGAAAGCAAUUAUAACGAAUAUUCGAAACUAAGAUCUCACAUUUGCUGCAUUUUACUUGCAUCUUCUAACGCGACUCGUUAAAAAACGUUAAUUCGUACUCGUCCCAAACUUUAUAUGUGUGAGAGUAUGUGAUAAAAGAGAAAGAGUGUAUAUGGUGUGUGUGUGUGUGUGUGUGUGUGUGUGUGUGUGUGUGUGUGUGUGUGUGUGCUCGCGCGGUGGUUGUGUAUAUGUGAAUGAGAAAAAACAAGCUCAACUACAAAUCUCUACCGCUAUUAAAUACGGUCAGUUUCCUAGAUCUUAUAUAUCACUUGUUCUUUGUAAGUAUUACGCCUCUGGAGCAUAAAUUGUGUGUCCCGAGCUAUUAUGGUGCUGCAAACUUUAUAAUUUGUUUCAUCAAUUACGUACCUCCUCAGCGAAAAAAAUGAGAAAAAACAAAACCGAGAAUACUUUUAAUGUAAAGUUACUCUGCUUCUGGCGUUCUCGAAAAAUGGCCGAAAAUACAAAAUGAGGUCUGUUUAGCAGUAAUUCAGUUCAGAUAUAGUGUAGUGAAUAAAUGAUAUUGAAGUGCGAUAUA
Odontomachus brunneus is the source of this 8577-nucleotide messenger RNA. RefSeq lists its product as uncharacterized. Gene Ontology annotation, biological process: endoplasmic reticulum tubular network organization. Bases 2530 to 5124 code for a protein of 864 amino acids. Lineage: Eukaryota; Metazoa; Arthropoda; Insecta; Hymenoptera; Formicidae. The record is from RefSeq and is a predicted model, not a curated record. Gene Ontology annotation, molecular function: microtubule binding. Gene Ontology annotation, cellular component: endoplasmic reticulum tubular network; endoplasmic reticulum membrane; cytoplasmic microtubule. The transcript has 9 exons.